UCCGCAUCGCAGCCGGGGACCGGACGGCCGCUGAAGAGCUUGGCCGGUGGCUGACCGGGUCGGAACCGAGGGUCGCGGCCAGAGUUGGACCCUGGGCACGAGGCUGCGCCAAAGCGGCGCGCGCGGGCUCCCUGAGCGAUGGACGGGCCCGAGGGCCCCGCCGCGCAGCCUGGCCCGGCCGAGCGCUCCCGCCGGAGCAGCGUGUCGUCUGUGGGCGCCCGAGCGGCAGAUGUGCUGGUGUACCUGGCGGACGACGCGGCGGUGCCCCUGGCCGUGGAGAACCUGGCCUCGCUCAGCGCCCACGAGCUGCACCGCGCCGUCCGGGAGGCCCUGCAGCUCCCCGACAUCGCGCUGGAGGCCUUCGCGCUCUGGCUGGUGUCCCCGCUGCUGGAGGUGCAGCUGAAGCCCAAGCACCAGCCCUACAAGCUGGGCCGCCAGUGGCCGGAGCUGCUGCUGCGCUUCACCGACGCCCCGGACGACGACGUGGCCGUGGACGAGCCCUCCCUCCAGUUCCGAAGGAACGUGUUUUUCCCGAGGCGACGGGAGCUCCAGAUCCAGGACGAGGAGGUUCUGCGGCUGCUCUACGAGGAGGCCAAGGGCAACGUGCUGGCCGCCCGCUACCCCUGUGACCUCGAGGACUGCGAGGCCCUGGGCGCCCUGGUCUGCCGCCUGCAGCUCGGACCCUACCGGCCCGGCCAGACGACCGCCGGCACCCUGAGGGAGAAGCUGGACUCCUUCCUCCCCACACACUUCUGUAGGCGGGGCCACGGGUUCCUGGCUGCCCUGCGGGGCCGCGGGGCCAAGGCCGGGGCGGGGGAACAGGGGCUGCUGGACGCCUACCGCCGGGUGCCCGAGGCGAGCGGCGAGCAGGAGCCCACCGUGAGCACCCACCACCGCGCUUACCUCCGCAAGUGCCACGAGCUGCCCUUCUACGGGUGCGCCUUCUUCCACGGCGAGGUUGACAAGCCGGCGCAGGGACUGCUGCACCGUGGCGGGCGGAAGCCGGUGUCCGUGGCCAUCAGCCUGGAAGGCGUCCACGUCAUUGACAGCAGGGAGAAGCACGUGCUGCUGGGCCUGCGUUUCCAGGAGCUGUCCUGGGACCACACAUCCCCCGACGAGGAGGAGUCUGUCCUGUGGCUGGAAUUUGAUGGGGACCAUGAGGGCACGCCAGUCAACAAGCUUCUCAAGAUCUACUCCAAGCAGGCCGAGCUCAUGAGCGGCCUCAUCGAGUACUGCAUCGAGCUGGGCCAGGCCGCGGAGCCCGGGCCCCCCGAGGCCCCCUGCGCGCCCCCCGCUCCGCGCCCCCAGCUGCGACGGCAGGGCAGCGUGGUGAGCAGCCGCCUGCAGCACCUGUCCACCAUCGACUACGUGGAGGAAGGCGAGCAUAUCAAGCGCGUGAAGCCGAGGCGAACGGCAUCAUUCUUCGGCCGGCAGCUCUCCCUGGGCCCGGGCAGCUACGCCAUGGUGCAGCCCGCGGGCAGCCUGGAGCAGGGCUGAGGGCUAGACCGUCCCCAGGACGCUGGCACAGGAGGGCUGCAGAAGACGAUUCUUCUCCCCGGCCCCCGCGCAGCCCUCUCCGCCCCCCCACACUCCAGAGCCGGCUGCCGACUCGCCCUUGGCCAGGAGCCCAGCAGCGGUUCCGAAGGCAGAGCCUCUGGGCCCGGCCCUGGGCUGGGUGACGGCACCCACACUCAGGGCGGCGGGUGUGGGCCCUGGACUGAAACAGGAGCAGGGGAGACGAGGCCACUCUGGGCCCACAGGGGCCACAAGGUGCCAGGCAGGACCUGGCUCGCUCUGCCUGCCUCGGGGGUCACUGUGGCCCCCGGGAGGUGGCUGUCCCCGCCUGUCGCCGCUCACCGCUGGGAGAAGCUCCAGCCCUGCCGCCUUCGACUUUCUUAUCGGUCUUCCCAUCAGCCCGGGCCGGAAGCCGUGAGCGCAGGGACCUUCCGGGACGCACCUGGCUCCCACGGGCCCAGCCCCUGAGCAGCUGGAUGGGGUGCGUCCUAGGCCCGGGUCGCCUUGCAGAGGCUGCGUUCCGGGGCUUCCUGCCAAAGGAGCCACUGGCUUGGGCCGACGGGCUUUGUCCUCUGGCAGGAGCCCUAGGUCUCCCCCAGGCCUUUCAAAAGGUCCCGGGGGGGGGGGGGGCUGGAGGACGCCUGCCUUGCCCUGCCCUGCUGGACUCUGGGCACCCUGUGUCAGCUCUCUGCCUUUCUCUUACCUCUGUUGACGUGGACUCAGUUCCCGCCUGAUGUGCCCACCGGCCUGCGUGCGGUUGAAUGUGUCUCUGGCCUCCCUGGGAGAGCAGGGUCACACCUUUCUCUUUUGUACUAUGAGACUUCCUCAUAAUAAAACCAGACUUCCAGAAAA
Messenger RNA from Erinaceus europaeus (western European hedgehog), 2367 nucleotides. It is a transcript of the gene FRMD8, whose product is annotated as FERM domain containing 8. Gene Ontology annotation, biological process: negative regulation of canonical Wnt signaling pathway. The coding region runs from base 139 to 1497 and encodes 452 amino acids. The record is from RefSeq and is a predicted model, not a curated record. NCBI's taxonomy places the organism in Eukaryota, Metazoa, Chordata, Mammalia, Eulipotyphla, Erinaceidae. Gene Ontology annotation, cellular component: cytoskeleton; plasma membrane. The transcript has 11 exons.